GGGUGUGGGUGUGGGUGUGGGUGUGGGUGUGUGGGUGUGAGGGUGUGAACGAAGAAGAGAAUAACACCCACACCUACACCCACACCCACACCCACAUCCACACCCACAUCCACACCCACACCCACACCCACACCCGCCCACACCCACACCGACCCACACCCACACCCACACCCCACACCCAGACCCCACACCCACACCCCACACCCACGCCCACACCCACACCCACACCCACACCCACACCCUCACUCAAUACAUCAAUUGACGCACGUUGUUCAUUUCGCAGUAACGGCAGUAAUUUUCAUGAAUUCAGAACGAUAUCUUGAGGGUGUGGGUAGGUGUGGAUGUGGAUGGAGAUGUAUUCGAAUCUCGCAUCGACAUUCACGUCCACACCAAUACCCACGCCCACGCCCGUACCCACGUCCACACCCACAUCCACACUGACACCCACACCCACCCACACUCCAGACCCACACCCACCCACACCCACACUCACACCCCACACUCACCACACCUACACCCACAUCCAAAAUGUUCAUUUGCUCAUGCUGAGACAUAGUUCUGUAGCUCAUUUUUUUCUCAUCUUGAUCAAAUCAUUUUAUGAAACAAAAGGUGUUCGUCCACAGUCGCAGCCAUAUUUCGACUAUUUCAUUAUACUAUAUUUAUGCCUUUUCUCAUGAGAUUUCCACUCAAAUUAUUCUAAUAGCUCGAUUUUAAUCUGUGCUAAGCAAAGAUGAUGAAUUGGCUGGGAUAAAAAAAGGAAUGCAACAAGGUAAAUUCAUUGAAGUCAAUAAUGGAUAUCGAUUUCAUAUCUGUCGAAAACAUGUGUAAUCAACAUUCCCAUCAUAUAUUAGCUCUAUUUAUGGCGCUUAAAAUAGUCUUUCUAGUCUUAGAACGCAUCCGAGUAAGCGACUCACUAAAAUGCAGUAAUUAAAACCAACUAUAUCGAGUAAUUCUCAAUGAUGAUUGACUCUGAUUUCGUGGAGUUUUGUGUCUAUUAGAAAAGUCUGUUUUUCUGUUGAAUGGUUCGUUUGUUGUUUUUGCCUCAUAGCAACAUUUUACGCUGCACUUCUGUCUGUUUUUGCCUUAUUUUAUGUUAUUUGUUCGGUUCUUGUCAACUAAACACUCUACUGCGAAGGGCUGCACAUAACAAUAAUAAAACAUUCAAGGUAACGAACACAAAACGAUUCAUUUUAAACAAAAAAAAAAUCAUAUUUCAAAUAAGAAAUUCAGCUCGCAGAGACCACAAACACCUAUUUUCGUUAUCGUGGGAUAUGUAGGGAUCAAUAGCAUUCAAAUAGAAAUUAUGUUUAACAGAGAUAAAGUUUCUUAUCUAUCUAUGAGAAUAUCUGUUUCUAGAGCUCGAACAGAUCAUGAUUCCUUUAUAAUUACCUUCGCGACUUGUUUCAUUCUUAAAUUUACAGGUGAUUGCUCUACGAAGGUUGACAGAAUGAGAAGAGUGGGUUUUUUUCUAUACUUAUUUAAGUAUAAAUGUUAGAAAAUUUAAGUUAUAAAAAAAUUAGCACAUUAAUAUCACCCCUUUUCUUCGGGAUCAAUACGACAAACCAGUUCGUAUUUCAAUGCGAAUACAUGAUUCACUGUGAAAAGGAGGUGAGCAAGCAAGCCAUCCAUUUAUAUAUAUUUUUCUGUAUCAUUCUGUAUCAAACAUGAUACUCCUAAAUUUCUUUUCGUUUUAUUAAUGUGCUUACCGUCAUGCAAGAAUGCAUUUCUUUACAAUCUUUAUCAAUACCGUCUACUAUAGUUUUUGUAUAAAUUACAUUUCAGAUAUACUUUUCGAAGCACAUGGCAGACAUGAAAUUAUGUUUCAUCAAAAUAUUGGCCCAAAGUAUUACAUAAAAUCGUUUUCAUUUGAUUUUAGCCAAUCUAAUAUUUUUCGUACGAGGAACAGUUAAGUCUGACAUAGAUGAUGACAUAGACCUUUGUUUGAUGACUAAAAAAAUGCAUUUUGUAAUUUAACAUAUCUUUCCACUAACUUGUUGAUAUUAUUAUUUCUGCCUCAGUAUAUUUCUUUUCUUAUUUUUAUUACUUUUACUAAUUGAAAGCAACGAUCGAUUUCCAAACAUGAGACGAAAAACGAUUUGAAGCCACCUUUUUUUGAUGACGAUCACAUAGAGGUACUUCAUCGAUUUUAGUUGUGAAUAAUUGAAGAUCCUAUGACUUCUGAUUUUGAAAUUGACUUUUUCAAAAACAAAGCAAAUGCAUUUCUACCAUACUAAAAUAGUUUUGUAGGGCCAUAUAUACUCUAACAUAUGUAAUAAUCUUUUAAGUAUGUAUGGAAAUCUAUUUCAACAUGAGAAAAUUGAUGAGUAUUGCAUGCAGUUCUUUAUUUUCCUAACAGUUAACACAUUAAUUUGCAUGAGUAUAUAUGACGAUGGGGUGAUUAUUUUGAAAAUUCUUGAAAAAAAUAAAUACUUUUGAUGUGCUUAGGAGCUUCUCUUACUUAUCGUCAGACAGACACAUGAAUAAUCAAGAAACUAGUCAUAUCCUUAUUAGUAAUCAUUAGACAGAAAAAACAAUGAGAGACUACGAGUGUAAAUAUAAUAGAGAGCACAAUGAAGACAAGCAUAUAGCUUGAAAAGUAUUCGAAACGUGUCACUUCUUUACACGAGAUAAGGGUGUGGGUGUGCGUGUGGCUGGGUGUAGGUGUGGGUGUUCGGGUCGCUGCGGGUGUCGGUGUGGAAGUGAGUCUUAUUGUCAUGUGUAGCCACAUCCCCACACACACAGCCACAGCCAUACCCCACACCCCACACCCACUCACAUCCACACUCACACCCACGCCGACACCGCACACCCACACCCACACCCACACCCACACCCACACCACACCCACACUCACCCACAUCACCCACCCACACCCACACCCACCCACACCCUCAUACACCCACACCCACACCCUCACACCCACACCCACACCCUUAUCCUAGUCAAAAUGAACUCGAAUUGAUACUUUCUCGGUAUAAAAGAGUGUGGACAAUCAUUGGCAAACACGUGUCAUUUAAAGCAAUCUGGUAAAUCAAAAAUUCAGUUUUUUCCCUCUUGAUUUUUUUCUGAUUAAAACGUAAGUGGUGGAAAACUCAGAAGUAAUGCACGACUUGGAAUAGAGUCAAAAUAUUUUUAGACUGAUAAUGGUAAAGUGCUCCCAGAGCAAAAAUUGUGACCCUUGUAUUUUUACAUGGUUGAAUAGAGCUCGCCGAGCUGAUCAUGAAUAUCACCUUUAAAAUAUUUUUCGAUCGACUUUUGGCUGAAAAAUCUUCGAAAUAUGAGUAAUACUCUCAAAACUGAACUUUUGAGUAUUUUUCAGGAAAUUUCAAGAUUUCGCUCAUUUAGACUAAUAGUAAAUCUUUGAACCUAAUUAAUUGAGAUUCAGCGUCAGAAAAUGAGUCGAACUGUGUAACUUUUAAUUAGUUUCAAAGAUUUAUCAUUAGUCUAAGUGAGCGAAAUCUUGAAAUUUCCUGAAAAAUACUCAAAAGUCCAGUUUUGAGAGUAUUACUCAUAUUUCGAAGAUUUUUCAACCAAAAUUCGAUCAAAAAAUAUUUUAAAGGUAAUAUUCAUGAUCAGCUCGGCGAGCUCUAUCCAACCAUGUCAAAAUACAAGGAUCGAAAUUUUUCUCUGGGAGCACCUUACCAUUGUCAGCAUAAAAGUAUUUUGACUCAAUUCCAAGUCGUGCAUUACUUCUGAGUUUUUCACCACUUACGUUUUAAUCAGAAAAGAAAUUUUCUACAAGAUACACUAGAUCCCGUCGCUGGCACCGAACUUCGAUCUAAACGUGGCAUGCUUUAGAUGGAUAUGCUCGGUAGUAAUUUGGAUUCCCCAUUUUAUUCAAGAAGAACGUUUCAAGAAUUCAAUCUUAAUCCGAAUUUAUAAAGAGGUAAUUUUACAAACUAUUUCAAAAUGAAGCUAAAACAAUACUAUUCUGUAAAGUAACUAAAACUCAACAUUAGUUUUAAUUUCAUUAUUCAGAAAAUACAAGAUUGCCUUGAAAAAUUUUCACAUUUGAAGUCUCGAUGCUCGUAACAUGCGAGACUUCAGAUAUGUAUCCUAAACGAAUAUCAAUCCGUAAUUAUUUGGAGAUGUUGACAAGCUGAUCACCGAUUCUUCUUUAUACCGUUAAAGUAUUUCAAUACUUUCAUAUUUCACAGGUAUUUAUAAUAUGGGUUUUCGAGCUCCAAGCAAAAUUCAAGAAGAAGUUCUAUAUCAUUUAUUGAACAACCCAUCAAGAAACAUAAUAGCACAAUCCCAAUCUGGUACAGGCAAAACCGCUGCGUUUUCAAUAGCAAUUAUAUCACGGAUUGAUCCAGCUAAUCAAUCACCACAAGCACUUAUUAUUGUACCAACAUAUGAACUAGCACUACAGAUUGGCUCAGUUAUUGAAAAAAUGGCACAAUUUUUGCCAUAUAUUCAAAUUGCUUAUGCUGUCCGUGAUCCAACAAUGUCAAAAAAACCUAAUCUUGUCCGUAGAAAACUUUUAGCUGAACCGAUUGUGAUUGGCACACCAGGUACAGUUGAAGAUUGGUGCCGUCGACUACGUGUUAUAGAUUUAAGUAGAUUACGUAUUUUUUGUGUUGACGAAGCUGAUGUUUUGAUAACAGCCGAAGAUUUUCAACAAAUACUUUUUAGUCUUCGAUUAUAUCUUAAGGAUUCCAGUUGUCGAAUGAUGUUAUUUUCAGCUACAUAUUCAGAUGAUGCUAUCAAACUUGCAUGUAGACUUACUCAAAGACCAGUUGUUUUAAGAUUAGAACGUGAAACACAAGCAUUACAUAAUAUAAGACAAUUUUUUGUAUUUUGUGAUAUUCCACACCAAAAAUAUGAUGCUAUUGAACAAAUUUAUGCUUCCUUAACUAUUGGACAAGCAAUCAUUUUUUGUAGAAAAAUAGCAACAGCACGCAGUUUAGCUGUUCGAAUGGCGAAUCAAAAACAUUCAGUACGAGAAUUAACAUCAGCUUUAGAUAUUGAACAACGUAGAACAGUUAUGAGCCAAUUUCGCGAAGGUUUAUUUGGUGUACUUAUAUCAGCAAAUGUUGCAACUCGUGGCAAGUUGAAUCAUAUUAUUUUCUUUUGUGAAACACGAUCUAAAAGGAGUAUUGAAGUAUAUAGGGGUAUUGAUGUUGCGGAUGUGUCAUUAAUUAUUAAUUAUGAUAUGCCUGAACUUGUGAACUUUAAACCAGAUUAUGAAACAUAUCUUCAUCGAAUUGGUCGUUGUGGUCGUUUUAAUAGACCAGGUUACGUAUUUAAUUUAAUCAAUUCAUUAUAUGAUGUUAUUACAAUGAGAUCAAUUGCAGAAUAUUUUAGUCAUCCUAUUGAAGAAAUUGCUAUUGAUGAUAUAAGUGAUCUUGAACCAUAUCAAGAUUAA
Molecule: messenger RNA, 5368 nt
Organism: Rotaria sp. Silwood1
Lineage: Eukaryota; Metazoa; Rotifera; Eurotatoria; Philodinida; Philodinidae
Source: the annotation of a GenBank genome assembly